AUGGAUUCAGCCCCACUCUUGCAGCACAGAAGGGGCAGAAAUCUCCCUACAAGCACAGAGACAGAACAGCCACCUCAUAUGCUACUCCUUCUGCAGUCCAGCAUUCUCCACCCCGAGGACCAGGGCCAGCUGGCACAAAACAGAAUUGCAGCAAAAAUUGGAGGAGAUGCUGGCACAUCAAUGAAUUCAAACGACUACGGUUAUGGAGGACAAAAAAGACCUCUUGAGGAUGGAGAUCAACCAGAUGCUAAGAAAGUUGCUCCUCAGAAUGACUCUUUUGGAAAUCAGCUACCACCGAUGCAUCAACAGCAAAGGUCUGUGAUGACAGAGGAGUACAAAGUUCCAGAUGGGAUGGUUGGAUUCAUAAUUGGCAGAGGUGGAGAGCAGAUCUCACGUAUACAGCAAGAGUCUGGCUGUAAAAUACAGAUUGCACCUGAUAGUGGAGGCCUGCCUGAAAGAUCAUGUAUGUUAACUGGAACACCAGAGUCUGUUCAAUCAGCAAAAAGAUUACUUGAUCAGAUAGUUGAAAAGGGACGACCUGCACCUGGCUUUCAUCAUGGUGAUGGACCUGGAAAUGCAGUCCAAGAAAUUAUGAUUCCAGCAAGUAAAGCAGGGUUAGUUAUUGGAAAAGGUGGAGAGACAAUUAAACAAUUACAGGAACGGGCAGGUGUCAAAAUGGUCAUGAUUCAAGAUGGUCCACAGAACACUGGUGCAGACAAGCCCCUUAGGAUAACUGGAGACCCUUAUAAAGUUCAACAAGCCAAGGAAAUGGUGCUGGAGUUAAUUCGUGAUCAAGGUGGCUUUAGAGAGGUUCCAAUACCACGAUUUGCUGUAGGUAUUGUAAUUGGAAGAAAUGGAGAGAUGAUAAAAAAGAUACAGAAUGAUGCUGGUGUUAGGAUCCAAUUUAAGCCAGAUGAUGGAACAACUCCAGAUAGAAUAGCCCAAAUCACAGGGCCUCCUGACAGAUGUCAGCAUGCUGCAGAAAUUAUUACAGAUCUCCUUCGAAGUGUUCAGGCUGGUAACCCUGGUGGACCAGGACCUGGUGGUCGAGGAAGGGGUAGAGGCCAAGGCAACUGGAACAUGGGGCCUCCUGGUGGAUUACAGGAAUUCAAUUUUAUUGUUCCCACUGGAAAAACUGGAUUAAUCAUUGGCAAAGGUGGUGAAACUAUUAAAAGCAUAAGCCAGCAGUCUGGUGCUAGAAUAGAACUUCAGAGAAAUCCUCCACCUAAUGCGGAUCCAAACAUGAAGAUGUUUACUAUCCGUGGAACACCCCAGCAAAUAGAUUAUGCACGACAACUUAUAGAAGAAAAGAUUGGAGGUCCAGUAAAUCCAUUGGGUCCACCUGUUCCCCACGGACCCCAUGGUGUUGUUCCUGGCCCGCAUGGACCUCCUGGGCCACCAGGUCCUGGUGCUCCCAUGGGACCAUAUAACCCGGCUCCUUAUAAUCCAGGGCCUCCAGGCCCUGCACCUCAUGGUCCUCCAGCUCCAUAUGCUCCACAAGGAUGGGGAAAUGCUUAUCCGCACUGGCAGCCACCAAAUCCGCCAGAUCCAGGUAAGCCAGGAACAGAUCCCAAUUCAGCAGCGUGGGCAGCUUACUAUGCUCACUACUAUCAGCAGCAAGCACAGCCACCACCUGCGGCCCCUCCUGGUGGACCAGCUACAACCCAAACUAAUGGACAAGGAGAGCAGCCAAAUCCAGCACCAGCAGGGCAAGUUGACUAUACCAAGGCCUGGGAGGAGUACUACAAAAAAAUGGGACAAGCAGUUCCUGCCCCUGCUGGGGCUCCGCCGGGUGGUCAGCCAGAUUACAGUGCAGCAUGGGCUGAGUACUACAGGCAACAGGCAGCGUAUUACGCCCAGACAAGUCCGCAGGGAAUGCCACAACAUCCUCCAGCACCACAGGGCCAAUAAUAAGAAGUGGACAAUACAGUAUUUGCUUCAUUGUGUGGGGGAAAAAACCUUUGUUAAAUGUAUGGAUGCAGACGCCUUGAUGAAGAUCUUAAUUUUGUUUGGUUAAAAAAAUAGUGUUUUUGAAAAUGUACAAAAUAUCUAUCACUACUGAUAGGAGGUAAUAUUUCUGUGUAGAAAUGAAAAAUGGUUUGUUUUUAGUAUUAGUGUAGAUGUACACAUUCCAGCAAAUGUAUUUGCAAUUAUGUGGUCAAUGCUUUGUGAUAUAAAUGUACUUUUUCAAUGUAUACUUUAUCACUUUUAAAAUGCCUGUUUUGUGCUUUCCAAUAAAUAAUAUGAAACCUCC
Opisthocomus hoazin is the source of this 2254-nucleotide messenger RNA. Lineage: Eukaryota; Metazoa; Chordata; Aves; Opisthocomiformes; Opisthocomidae. The record is from RefSeq and is a predicted model, not a curated record.